Molecule: messenger RNA, 553 nt
Organism: Cokeromyces recurvatus
Lineage: Eukaryota; Fungi; Mucoromycota; Mucoromycetes; Mucorales; Mucoraceae
Product: ACT domain-containing protein
Exons: 1
Coding region: 87-506 (139 amino acids)
Biological process (GO): cellular response to L-arginine; regulation of intracellular signal transduction
Cellular component (GO): cytosol
Source: RefSeq, a predicted model, not a curated record
AAAAAAAAAAAAAAAAAAAAAAAGUAAAAAUUUUAUUCAUUUUUUCUUCUUUUUCUUUUAUAUUUAUAUUUUUAUUUUUAUUUCUCAUGACAGAUAUUCAAUUGAAAAUUUUACCAGAAGCGUUUUCCAUUUAUCAAUAUGAGCAUGACUUCAAGCUUUCUUCGGACAUAUUCGAUGCUCCAUGGUAUACUAUUUCUAGAACUAAAAGUGAAUUAUCAAUCAUUCUACCCACUUUGUAUAAGUCAUCUUUUAUUCAUAAUCAGCCUCCUAAAAAGUCAGAGCAUGGUUGGCGCAUGUUUCAAGUAGACGCUCAAAUGGAUUUUAGUUUAGUAGGAAUUCUGGCUAGAAUCAUUACUCCUCUCAAGAAUAAUCAAAUACCAGUCUUUGUCGUUAGUACUUUCGAUACUGAUUACGUAAUGGUGAAAGAAGAUAAAUUAACUGAAUCUAUUAAAACUUUAAGUAACGAACCUAAUAUAAUUGUGAAACCCGGUGAACCUGUCCUAUAAAAAAAAAAGUAAAAUGAAAUAAAUAAAAUAGUUUCUUUCUUCGUUCC